Messenger RNA from Sphaeramia orbicularis (orbiculate cardinalfish), 2145 nucleotides. It is a transcript of the gene cxcr3.1, whose product is annotated as chemokine (C-X-C motif) receptor 3, tandem duplicate 1. The transcript has 3 exons. Gene Ontology annotation, cellular component: external side of plasma membrane; membrane. The record is from RefSeq and is a predicted model, not a curated record. Bases 53 to 1180 code for a protein of 375 amino acids. Gene Ontology annotation, biological process: G protein-coupled receptor signaling pathway; immune response; inflammatory response. NCBI's taxonomy places the organism in Eukaryota, Metazoa, Chordata, Actinopteri, Kurtiformes, Apogonidae. Gene Ontology annotation, molecular function: C-C chemokine receptor activity; C-C chemokine binding; C-X-C chemokine receptor activity.
UCUGAUCCUGCUCAGUGAAGGAUACUGACUGACAUCUGGUCCCUGUUCACCGAUGGAAAACUAUAAAAUCACCAUGUCUGAUGAUUAUGCGGGGCUCUUGAACGGCUUAGAUGACUUGUAUGACAACAAUUCAUCCUCAGGGGAUGGGGACUGUUGUGGAGGAGGGGAUGUGUGUGACUCAGAAGAAGACAUACAGUUCGGGGCUUUGUUCAUCCCGGUUCUGUACUCUAUCGUGUUUGUCGUGGGAGUCUUGGGAAAUGGAGUGCUCCUGGGAGUUUUGGCUCGCAGCAGGAAGUUCUGGAGUGUGACAGACACCUUCAUCCUACACCUGUGUAUCGCAGAUGUCCUGCUGCUGGUGACGCUGCCCUUCUGGGCUGCAGAGUCUGCAAAUCCUGACGGAUGGAUCUUUGGGACUCCCCUGUGCAAGAUCAAUGGAGCUGUUUUCACGAUCAAUUUUUACUGUGGGAUCUUUCUCCUGGCCUGCAUCAGUCUGGACCGCUACCUGUCAAUCGUCCAUGCUACCCAGAUGUACUCCCGCAGGAACCCCUUGGUGGUUCACAUCAGCUGCCUGGCAGUGUGGCUCUUCUCCCUGCUCCUGUCCAUCCCUGACUGGAUCUUUCUGAGCGCCUCCAUGGACACCCGACGCAACAGAACCGAGUGUAUUCGUGAUUACUUCAUUUAUGGCUCUGAGGCGGUCACCAACUGGCGUUUCGCAUCACGUCUGCUCUACCACGUCAUUGGCUUCCUCCUGCCUUCAGCCAUUCUGAUCUUCUGUUACUCCUGCAUUCUGAGGAGGCUGAGGUGUGGCUCCCAGGGUCUCCAAAAGCAGAAGGCCUUCAGGGUCAUAGUGGCCGUUGUGGUGGUCUUCUUUCUUUGCUGGCUGCCGUACAACAUCACGCUCAUGGUGGACACUCUUAAAUCGGCCAACAGCAGUGAUGGCUGUGGAGUCAGAACAUCUCUGGAGAAAGCCAAGAUAAUCACCUCAUCUGUGGGUUACAUGCACUGCAGCCUCAAUCCGAUCCUGUACGCCUUUGUGGGGGUCAAGUUUCGGCGUCAGCUUAUGGACAUCCUGAGGGCUUUCGGCUGCAAGAUGAAGAUAAGCGUCCAAUCUGCUGCAAGCAGUAGAAGAAGCUCCUUUUGGUCUGAGUCUGCGGACACUUCCAACUCAGUGGCUGUCUGAGAGAGACAGAGAUGUAGAAACUGAACAAGCUCACAGAAAACUGUCUCACUUAUAAGAUACAAGCAUGCAUUGUAUUUUGGUAUUGAUCUAGUUAAAACAUCCAGACACAAACUAUGCAUCUGUUCAGUUUGUUCUGUAAUAUAGUGCACAGGGCAUUGGUGGCUUAACAUGAAUGCAGGCUUUUGGGGAGAGAAUGAAAAACUAUGGUGUGAGGAUUAAAUACAGGCAUUUUAUACAUGAUAUAUGAUAUUUUUCCUCAGUUCUGAUUUUAGUUUCAGUCUUGGAUUCUUUAUAAAGAUGGACACAGUAACAGUGCUUAAAAAGUUAAGCCAAAAACAUCUCACUGUGGCCCCGAUGGCAGACUGCAGUCUAACUUUUAACUUUUAUCCCAUCCUUGUGAAGUGGAAGACAGCUGUAAAGUCUAUCUGCAGUCUUUAAUAAUUAACACAUUGACAGGAAACCAAUCAGACAGUGCAGGCACAUUUUACAUCCUGUCUCUACUGUGAGGUCCUGGUUCUAAAUUGUGUCACAAACACAAUAUGAUAUGUCCUGUAACCGCAGCAGUUUGGAUUUAUUUUUAUUAGGCUGGGCAAAUUAACGCGUUAUUACCGCGUUAACGCAUUCAUGAAAUAACGCCGACAAUUUUUUUUAAAAUCUCCCGUUAAUGCCGUUUUAUUAUCGUUCUGCCUUUCAAGCAAGUCUUCGUUCAUUUAUACAUACGGACUCUUAUUUUGAAAAGCAUGCUUUUAUUUUGGCGCGCCACACGCACCAAGCGCCGGUGAACAACGGCUGAGAGGAGAAAGCGAGCUUUAUAAGUAAUGCUGAAAGAAACUUUGUUCAACUCCUACAGAAGCAACGCCUGUAUGUAUCAAUCAUUCUGUUGUUUGCUAAAUAAUUUCACAUGCAAACGUGCCGUUAAAAACAUGUUUAUGACGUUAUUUUGGAUGUGUUUAUUACAAUGUGUU